UGGGCGGAAGCGGAAGCACAGCUGUGUGCUCACUGAGUGUCUUCCUCCUGUCAGCUGCCCAGUGCCUAUAGGUGCAGAGAAAUGGCCGCUCAGCUGAACCCGAUACCUCCCCAGUUCAAGUCCCUGCAGCAUCACCUGAGGACAGCUCAGGAGCAUGACAAGCGGGACCCGGUGGUGGCUUAUUACUGCCGGUUAUACGCUAUGCAAACUGGAAUGAAGAUUGAUAGCAAGAGUCCAGAAUGUCGUAAAUUCCUGUCAAAGCUUAUGGAUCAGUUAGAAACUCAAAAGAAGCAGCUUGGCGACUGCGACUCCAUUACUCAGGAAAUUGUUGGCAGUGCCCAUGUGGAGAAUUAUGCCCUGAAAAUGUUCCUGUAUGCAGACAAUGAGGACAGAGCGGGGAGCUUUCACAAGAACAUGAUAAAGUCUUUCUACACAGCUAGUCUUCUGCUUGACACGUUAAGUGUAUUUGGUGAACUCACUGAAGAGAACUUUCAGCACAGAAAAUAUGCCAGAUGGAAGGCCACAUACAUUCACAAUUGUUUAAAGAGUGGGAUGACUCCUGAAUCUGGACCCGUCGGAUUUGAAGGCGAAAACUAUGAUGAAUAUGAUGAAGAGACAUCAUCUGCAAGCAAUCUAGACCCUGAAAGGUCAUCAUCCACAUACCAACCAGGAAACAUGUCAACUUCUAACUACACUGGAAUCCAGAUCCCUCCUGGUGCACAUGCUCCAGCCAACACACCGGCAGAGGUACCUCACAAUACUGGUGUAGCAAGCAAUGCCGAUGUUCAUCCUUCACCGCAAAAUAUACCCUCUGUAGACCCAUCACUGUACAAUGCACAACCACAAGGGGAAGCUCGAUUGACUCCUGAAGACUUUGCCAGGGCUCAGAAAUACUGCAAAUAUGCAGGUAGUGCUUUACAGUAUGAAGAUGUAGACACUGCCGUAGAGAACCUCCAGAAAGCCUUGAAGCUGCUCACUAGUGGCAAAGAAUGAUGAUACCAUGUUCUCCAUCCGGCCUGCAGGAACACUAUACAGUAAUUCCACACGUGCUGUGAUACCCCUGGUCUUGUGGAUUAAACGCCAAUGAUGACUUCAAUUUUUUUAUCCUCUGAGAGCGUUGCUUAAAAUUGGUAUUUCUAAGUCGGCAAUUACAUGAUGCUAAAACAUUAAAAAGUUUACAUAAA
Molecule: messenger RNA, 1184 nt
Organism: Bufo bufo (common toad)
Lineage: Eukaryota; Metazoa; Chordata; Amphibia; Anura; Bufonidae
Gene: VTA1
Product: vesicle trafficking 1
Exons: 8
Coding region: 82-993 (303 amino acids)
Biological process (GO): late endosome to vacuole transport via multivesicular body sorting pathway
Cellular component (GO): multivesicular body
Source: RefSeq, a predicted model, not a curated record